AUGGAGACCCUCGGCGGAGUAACUGCAAUCUUCACCAUAGCGAACGAAUUCCACAAUGUCUGCAAAAAGCUCAAUCGGUUCAUAAAGAACGUGAAAUACGGUCACAAAGAAGUAGACAUGAUCGCCCACGAGGCCGAGAUAUUUGCUCUACUGCUGCAGCGAUUCGGCAAGACGAUGCGGACAGCCGACUCACCUGAAGGAGGAUUCUUGAUAGAUCUCGAUUCUAACAGAAUCACCGACAAGAUUGUGCAGGCAUCGCAGGACAUCGGGGAUAAGAUUCGACACCUGCUGAAGAAGUCUGAACCGCUUCGACUUGAUAAGCCAGAAUACUCUCAGGUCAAACGAUGGUGGGUCGCUCUGAAGUGGUCCACCUGGAAGGAGGAAUGGUCACAGAUCCACCUAUUCCUCGUUUCCACCAAGGUAGACGCAGAGUUGCUCAUAUCAAUGAUAAAUUUGGAGACCCUUAUGAACCAUAUAAGGGCACUCAGAACCAAUGACAGAGAGGUUCCGGAGGACUUGAAACAAGAGCUGGAGGCGAGCAAGAGAGCCAUCAAGGGUCUGCGGAACAGUGUCAAGAAGUUGCAGAAGAGAUGCCAGCGCCUAGAACUCCGGGGAGAAGAUCGCCUAGUGGUGCAGCUAAACAUAGGCCUUGCCGAGGCCACUCGAGGCGUUGUGCGAAACUAUAUUGAGACACAUGAGGAGAUCAAAGCCAUUCUAAACACCGACACUCCACCGACAUCUGCUCAAGUGAGCAACAUGGAAUCGGCCGGCUCAGUCAGCCAUGCUGAGGAGGCUAACUUCUCGCAAUCUCGAUAUGCCAGAACAGAAAACAGCUUCGCAGUAGAGCAUGGAUCACUGAGAAGAUCAGAGAUAUCGGGUAUCGUCGAUGAUGAGAGUGAGAGCGACUUGGACGAUAUGGGGUGGGAAGAUGGGAGCCCUGUGGAAGAAGCUGUCGAGCACACUGACAGUAGUGAAGAGUUCGGCGAAGUCGCUGAAGAGGGCAGGGCAAUGAGUGAAGCAACCCCUGACGGAGAACACAUCAUCCAUGUCUACAGAGAGCCAAUGCCCGAGGAGGUCAUUGAGGAGGGACGACGCGUGCUUGAAGAACCUGACGUGCCUGAAGAACCGGACGUGCCUCAAGAACCUGGCGUGCCUGAAGAACCUGGAACUGUACCUGGAACUGCACGGGGUGAAGAGACUAAUCCAACAGCUUCAGAGGUCGAGAAUGGAGUUUCUUUCAAGGACUUCACAUAUUUCGAAGAAUUACCAAACAACAAACCCUCUGAGCAAUGGAUGCAGUCGGCACUACACGGCCUUCAUAAUGGGAGAAGAAGUCGGCGUAGGCAAAGGCCGAAGACCCCAGAAAUGCCACCAGGAGACAUUGUCGUUGACAGGAACGACGGGCGCGGUGCACAACACGAAUAUCGACCUCCGCGGCGGCCUAGGGAUCCGUCAACGGCCAAGGGUUAA
Molecule: messenger RNA, 1470 nt
Organism: Exophiala spinifera
Lineage: Eukaryota; Fungi; Ascomycota; Eurotiomycetes; Chaetothyriales; Herpotrichiellaceae
Exons: 2
Coding region: 1-1470 (489 amino acids)
Source: RefSeq, a predicted model, not a curated record